Messenger RNA from Salvia splendens (bonfire salvia), 1324 nucleotides. RefSeq lists its product as uncharacterized. Gene Ontology annotation, biological process: regulation of flower development. The record is from RefSeq and is a predicted model, not a curated record. The transcript is spliced from 6 exons. NCBI's taxonomy places the organism in Eukaryota, Viridiplantae, Streptophyta, Magnoliopsida, Lamiales, Lamiaceae. Gene Ontology annotation, molecular function: DNA-binding transcription factor activity; protein binding. The coding region runs from base 22 to 1221 and encodes 399 amino acids. Gene Ontology annotation, cellular component: nucleus.
GAAAAAUGUUGUAAGCAUGAGAUGGUUCAUCCACAAGAUCAGCAACUCUCCAUUGAGGCAAUCAGCAGCCCCAUUGGAAACCAUUUAUUGGAAUUCACCGAGUCUGAAUUAUUCCCAAAUUCUGAAGUUGGGUCACCCAACUUUGAAAAACACCCUUCUUAUCAAAUACAGCUCUCCAACAUUACAGCCGGAAUGAACAUACUCGACGACAAUGAAAUCCCGCCGCCACCAUCCGCCCCUCCCAAGAACAACGCCCUCCCGCCGCCGAUACUAUUCGACGAUGACAACGACAUUUCGGCCGCUAUAGAUUUCACCACUUCCCCAUCCUUUUCCCAUCACCAAUAUAUCAGCAGCAACAACAACAACGAUAUCGACAUCAACAUCAAUAUCAAUAACGACAACGACAACGACGAUGAUGCUGAUCAAGAUGCAUUUGACAUAUCCUCCUUGAGCAGCCAGCUCGACAUGGCGCCAAACGGAUCUUCGUAUGGCGAGCGGUGGCCGGGGGUGGGCCCGUAUGAGGAGGAGUGUAUGCCUUCUUUCAUGCGGCUGAAGGCGUCUCAGCCGCAGCCGGGCUCUCUGAUGGACUCCAUGAUGGUUCCGUAUCUGCCGCCGCCUACGGUUCCGUUCCCGUCGGCGCAGAGCUCUGGGGCUUUCAUGGGGAUGUUGCCAUCUCAAGAUUUGGAUUUUCAAGUCGAUAAUACUGGAUUUUUCAUCCCUGAUAAUAUGCAAAGAGUUUUCAAUUGCUCUACCGAUCUCCAGACACUUAGUAAUGAAAGCCAACAUCUAUACCAUGGAGGAGCAACCACAGCCACCACUUCAUCUCUAGCAUCAGAGAUUUCAAGCUUGGAUGAUCCCACAUACAAAGUGGGCAAAAUCUCAGUUGAGGAAAGGAAAAGAAAGAUUCACAGAUACUUGAAGAAGAGGAACGAAAGAAACUUCAGCAAGAAAAUUAAGUAUGCUUGUCGGAAAACCCUCGCAGACAGCAGGCCUAGAGUGAGAGGAAGGUUUGCUAAGAAUGAUGAAUUAGGAGAAGUUGGGAGGCAUAUGGGAAACAACCAUGAAGAUGAUGUGGAUGAAGAUGUUGGUCUAUAUUCAACUUCUAUACCGGAUCAUCAAAGAAAGGUUGUGAAAGAAGAAGAUGACUCCUCAGAUAUUUUGGCACAUAUAAGUGGAGUAAAUUCUUUUAAGUGUAACUAUCCAAUUCAAUCUUGGAUCUAAGUAGGGAGUUGAUUAAUUUGAGCAAUUAAUUUGGCAUAUUUGAUGAUUUGGAUAAAUCUAAAGACCUAUUUUAUCUUUAUAUUAACAACCACCAUGAAGUUGU